Messenger RNA from Cucurbita maxima (winter squash), 2923 nucleotides. RefSeq names its product protein CLMP1-like. The transcript has a single exon. The record is from RefSeq and is a predicted model, not a curated record. The coding region runs from base 301 to 2634 and encodes 777 amino acids. Gene Ontology annotation, molecular function: protein binding. NCBI's taxonomy places the organism in Eukaryota, Viridiplantae, Streptophyta, Magnoliopsida, Cucurbitales, Cucurbitaceae.
UAUCUAGGGUUUUCGCUCACUGGACAUUCGCCAAUAAUUCUCUCUUCCACCCACACCUCGCUAUCUAAUUUGAAUUUUGACCUCAAUCAAUCCGAUUCGCUUCCCAGGGCGUCCCAGAUAAUCCAACUUUGUAAGUUUGCUUCCCUCUUUCUUCUUCUCUGCCUGCUCUGGCUCGAGUUUUCCGCGAGAAAUCUUGCAAUUUCUGAGAGUUGAUUUUCAUUUUUGUAAUUGUCGUUUGGAAUUUGAAUAUUCUGCGUGUGGGAAAGUGGGAGAGAGCGUUGUAUUUUCGCUUUUAUCUAUAUGGGGAAAUCUGGGACUCGAAAGAAGAAGGGUGGUUCGAAUCAUGCUUCUUCGGCUGUUAAUUCGACUCCAAAUGCUAAUGGGGGUGUUGAUUUGGAUUCUUCUAUCUUUUUGAAAAGAGCUCAUGAGUUGAAAGAAGAGGGGAAUAAAAGGUUCCAGAAUAAGGAUUUUGUUGGUGCUCUUGAACAGUAUGAAAGUGCGCUUCGUCUUACUCCCAAAACCCACCCUGAUCGAGCUGUGUUUCAUAGUAAUAGAGCCGCUUGUUUGAUGCAAAUGAAACCAAUUGAUUAUGAUACUGUUAUUGCUGAGUGUACCAUGGCCCUCCAGGUCCAGCCUCGAUUUGUUCGUGCUCUUCUUCGGAGGGCUCGUGCUCUUGAGGCUAUUGGGAAGUAUGAAAUGGCAAUGCAGGACGUGCAGGUCUUGUUGGUCGUCGAUCCUAACCUUCGAGAUGCUCUUGACAUCGCCCAACGGUUGAGGGCUGCUGUUGGACCUCGACAGGAGGCUCAACAGGACCUUCAGAGCCGUCCGUCUCCUGCUGCUUUAGGUGCCUCGGCCGUUGGUGCUCCCAUUGCAGGCUUAGGUCCAUGUUUGCCUGCUCGACCGGUUCAGAAGAAAGUGGCAGCCUCCAUGGGGGGUGCUACAGUACUGCUAAAUAGUAAAGUGGAGAAGCAUCAGGGUGUUCUAACUACUGAAAAUGGCCCAAAUGAACCCAAAUUGCAAUUUCCCAAAGUAGUCUUGAAGCCUUCAAGUGGGUCUUCUAAGGCUCCUAAUGUAAGUGAAGAUAAACUGAAGGAAGAUUCACUUUCUUCCUUGUCAUUGCAUGCUCAAAGUCGAAUCCAAGAACCUAAUGUUCAGUUGAGGCCUUUGAAGCUUGUCUAUGACCAUGACAUAAGGCUUGCCAUGAUGCCAGUGAAUUGCAGCUUCAAAGAUCUUAGAGAGAUUGUGAGCAAACGUUUUCCGUCGUCAAAAUCUGUUUUGAUCAAGUAUAAAGACGCAGAUGGGGAUCUGGUGACGAUAACCUGUACAAGUGAACUCAGACUGGCGGAGUUUUGUGCCGAUAGCUUUGUUCCUAAGGACCCUGAGGUAGAUAAACCUGCUUCAUUUGGAAUGCUUAGAUUGCAUGUUGUAGAGGUGAGUCCUGAGCAAGAACCACCUUUGUUGGGAGAAGAGGACGAGAAACCUAUCGAGAGUGAAGAAUCCAAGGGAGAUGACAGUGGGCACGUUUCACCUCUCAGGGAGUCUGUAGCAGAAGCUACUGAUUCUGAAAAUGAUAAGAAGAUAGAGAAAGAAGUUCCGAAGGAAAAACCAGGAGCUUUGGAAGAUCCCGAGUGCAAGGAAGUUGAGAUGGACGAUUGGUUAUUUGAAUUUGCUCAACUUUUCCGAACGCAUGUUGGUAUUGAUCCAGAUGCCCAUAUAGAUUUGCACGAGCUUGGAAUGGAGCUCUGCUCCGAGGCUCUUGAGGAGACGGUAACUAGUGAAGAAGCUCAGAAGCAUUUUAACAAGGCAGCAUCAAAAUUCCAGGAGGUUGCUGCUUUAGCUUUCUUCAACUGGGGUAAUGUUCAUAUGUGUGCUGCAAGGAAACGUAUUCCUUUAGACGAGUCGUCUGGAAAGGAUAUCGUGGCAGAGCAGCUUCAAACUGCUUAUGAAUGGGUGAAGGAGAAGUACACCCUAGCAAGAGAGAAAUACGAAGAGGCGCUUUUGAUCAAGCCCGACUUUUAUGAAGGUCUAUUGGCUCUUGGCCAACAGCAGUUCGAAAUGGCUAAACUUCAUUGGUCUUUUGCACUAGCUAAGAAAAUCGACCUCUCAAGUUGGGAUUUUACAGAAACACUCGAACUUUUCGACAGUGCAGAAGAGAAAAUGAAAGUAGCGACCGAGAUGUGGGAAAAAAUGGAGGAGCAGAGGGCGAAAGAGCCGAAAGAUCCAACCGCAACCAAGAGGGAAGAGUUACUGAAGCGACGAAAGAAACAGGCGGGUAGUGCAGACAGUGAAAUGCAGGGAAUAGGUGGUCAGUUUGAGGUAUCACCCAAUGAAACUGCUGAGCAAGCAGCACUAAUGAAAUCCCAAAUCCAUCUUUUCUGGGGCAAUAUGCUGUUUGAGAGGUCCCAAGUUGAAUGUAAAAUAGGAACAGGAGAUUGGAAGAAGAACCUCGAUGCUGCUGUAGAACGAUUCCAACUUGCUGGAGCUUCCGAGGCUGACAUUUCUGUCGUUUUGAAGAAUCAUUGUUCGAACGAAAAUGCUGUGGAAGGGGACGAUAAGACGAGUCUAGACAUAAACAGCAAGGCGAAUCAAGAAAAGGAAGAUAUCGUUAAGGAGGUCGAUCAAGCAUCUGGGUAGCUGAUAGAAAUGAUGGUACAAUCACUUUAUAAAACCGAAUGCCGAAAUUCAUUAGAACAAACCAAAGAAAAGAAAUCACAUUGUUUCAGCCUGGCACGAGGAGGAUGGCUGGCUCCUUUCGACCGUCGCAUUGGAGGAUGCCCGACACUCAUAGCGUGCAGGUUAUGAACUCGGACUGGUAACUUUCUUCAUAAUUUGACAAGUAAGCAAAUAAUUUGUGUGCCAGAUUGAUUGAUUGAUGAUUUUUGUGUUGAAGAAACGAAAUGAACUGAUUCUGGUUUUGCCUCAA